AUGGUUUUAUCACGCUUCCUUGCUCUCUGUUUGUUCAUUGCGUCGACAAUCGCACAACCGGUCGACGGUAAUGCUCCUUCCUCUGCGAUUCCGAUCGCGGUAGGCGGCAAGGACCCAGAAAUUGCCAAAGCUGUGAUUGCACUCAUGCUACCCGAGUACGAUGCCCUAUCAGAGCUCAUCCCCCUCCUCGCCGGCGAGAACACCAUCCCAGCAUCCAUGCUCGGCUCCAACAGCAAGUCCGCCAUGCCUCAAGUCCCCAAGGCGAUCUUCGUCGGCGGUGGAUUCUCCGAGAGCGAGAUUAUUUCGAUGUACAAUGGCACCUCGCUGCAGAUGGUCCCUUGGGUCUACCCACUCACGCAAAAGAGAGUCGAGGGAACGAUACCUCCCACACCGGAGAUGAUCGUUGCUAGGGUGAAGCAGGUCUUUGCGGAGAAUGGGUUCGUGGCAGGAAACGAAGACAACGUCAAGCCGGGCGUCUGGGCGUUCUGA
Molecule: messenger RNA, 489 nt
Organism: Zymoseptoria tritici IPO323
Lineage: Eukaryota; Fungi; Ascomycota; Dothideomycetes; Mycosphaerellales; Mycosphaerellaceae
Exons: 3
Coding region: 1-489 (162 amino acids)
Source: RefSeq, a predicted model, not a curated record